Molecule: messenger RNA, 969 nt
Organism: Phalacrocorax carbo (great cormorant)
Lineage: Eukaryota; Metazoa; Chordata; Aves; Suliformes; Phalacrocoracidae
Source: RefSeq, a predicted model, not a curated record
AUGCCGAUUCUCCUACACAGCCCGCUUCAGACGGGCCGCCCCUCACGGCCCCCGCCGCCCCCCCGGCAGCUGCGGCUGCCCUCACACCCCACCCACCCGCAGGGCCCCGCGUCCCCCCUACCUUCCCCGCCGCAGGGCUGGCCGCCGCCGGGUCGCUCCCCGCUGCCAGAGCACCAUCACGCCGACCCCAUCCCCGCCGAGGCGACCACCCUGCGAACACAGGGGCCCGUCAGCAGCGCAGCAAGACUUCCCCCCGUCCCUCGGCCCCCACCACCUCCCGGCCUCAGCCCCAGGCCUCCGAGCGCCGCGCUGGCGGGGCUCCGGCCCCUUCCUCCUCCCCGCCGCGCACCGGUUCCGCCCCACAGGCUAGGCUACGCCGCGCCGGGCCGGGCCUCCCGCCGCUCCGCUUCAGGCCGCGCCCAGGCCUGCGCCCCACCGAGGCGCUACCGCCGCCGGCGCUCCUCGCCCCGCGGCUCACCGGGCUUGGCCAGCCUUGGCCCCCCCGCUCCCUCCUUUGUUGCUCCCCGAGGCCGGCGGCAGCGCAUGGGCGCAACGGAAGCGCCCGAGCCCAGUUCCGGCCGCCUCCUCACGCUACCCGCCUCCCGCGCAUCUCCCCGGGCGGAGGCGGGCGCUCGGGCCCGCGGCACCGCCCGCUCCUCUCACCGCGCGCCGGCCAGGGGGAGCCGCCGCGCCCGGCCGCCCCCCGCGCCGCCCCGCCCCGCCCCGCCGCCUGAGGCGAGGCCGGCCGCCCCGUCCCGCCCCUCAGCCCCGGGGUCUCCGCUCACGCGGGGGCCGCGGCACCGCUCACAGCGGGCGAGGAGUUACUGUGGACAGGAGCCGCCGCUGCCGGUCCCGCCGCCGGGCCGAGGGACCGGGAGCAAAGCCGGUAGAGGCGGGCUGAGCGGUGCAAAAACAAACAAACAAAAAAAUGCAGCCAGGAGUAAGAAGGGGCUUCGAAAAAGUGCUUGA